AUGGGGCCUCAAUUCGAGACGCAUGCUGAGCAUGUCAGAUCGCCCACUGUGUCGCAGGUACGUCGCCGUGUCGCCGCUGCGUGUGACCUUUGCAAACGACGCAAGGUGCGCUGUACCGGCCAGCUGCCCUGCGCCUUCUGCAUCCGCUACGGGCGAGGAGAUCAGUGCACAUAUUCCUCUCCCGAUCGUCGUCGCAUCGCCUCCACUCCAUCGUCUCCCACCCAAACCCCCUUCUCCUCGCUCAGGAGACAGCAGUCGCAUGUUGCUACGCCGGCCGCGACUGCUGCUGCUAAGACCGACGACGAUACCGCCGUCCCCAGAGAAGGGCGGUUGUUGAGCGAUGGGCAAGGGAAACUGACGUACGUGGGAGACUCUGCUCCGCUAUCUUUCUUGCACACGAUCCGCCACAUGGUCACCUCCCACAUCGGCCCGACUGCCUUCACCUCCAGUACGUCCCGUGACUACAUGAUCGAACAUGUCAGCGCUCGAAGCCCAGAUCUGCGUCAUCCUUCUCUGAAGCUCAACGUCAACGUCGACAAGAUCGCGGCGGCUGUUUCUGCCUAUCUCUCUGUGACCGACGGCUUGAUCGAAAUCUUCGACCCGUCCACGCUCGCCGAUGAAAUACUGGCCUGGUCAACUGGGGAGCGCAGGAGUAGAGAUGAUAUGCUCUCGGCGGUUUAUUAUCUUGUCCUAGCCGUGGGAUUCCAGGGGAACGACCCGGGCCAAGCUCAUCGAUACUUCAGCCAUGCACGGACAAUCGCUUUGCUGGGUCUCGAUGGGAACCUCGAUGUGUGUACGACCAAGGCAUUUGUUCUCGUGGCCGUUUACAUGCUGAGCGUCUGCGAGCGAAACGGAGCAUUCCUCUAUUUUGCGCUCGCGGCGAGGUUAGCGUACUCGCUCGGCAUACACAAGUCGGAAGUGAACGCAGUAUUUGGUCCAGAUGAAUGCAGAUCGAGGGAUCGUCUCUGGAAGAGCAUCCGGAUACUGGACCUUCUUCUCAGUUCCUCCGUUGGUAGGCCACCAGCCACCUCCAACGUCGAUUGUACGGUGGCUUACGAUGCGGAACCUGAAUCCACCGAUGGAAUGCAAGGCCAGAAUGAUGAACCCGAUACCCUGGCCGCUUCCGUUCAGAUAUUCCACAUUCUUGAGCGUAUCAUUAUCGAAAUCUACUCCAAGAGGCAUAUUUCUGUUCACCUGACCGAAAGCAUCUCCCACGAGCUGCGUGCCUGGGCGGCGCGUUGGCUCCAGCCACUACAGAGCUUGUUACAUCAUGACUCGACAUCUCGAGACAUACCAGUGCCGUACAGGGCCACGGGGGCGUGCCAGGUCAUCAGCUCCUACUAUUAUGCCGUCAUGCUACUCACUCGACCUUUCCUGAUGCACGAACUGGAUAAGAGGCUGGCUGCUACGGUCACCCCAGCCGAUGCACCAACUGGUCUAUCAUCCCGAGACACUGGAAAAGGCAGGUUGGCAGAGGCGUGUAUCGAAUCGGCCAUGCUCACAGUUGAUCUGGUGCAAGAUUUGCUUGGCCGCCACCACGCUCCUAACACCAUGCCCCAUAUUAUUUCUUGGCUGUUCACUGCUGCGCUCGUCCUAGGCCUGGCUCUCUUAGGGGAAUUUGGCCGAGGGUUCGAGAAGAAGGCUCGCACUUCCAUUGAGCUGCUCCGAUGCCUCUCUCAACAGGACUCAUACGCCCUCCAGUGCGCCUCCAUUGCCGAGUGCCUAGUCACUUCCGCAACAGAUUACCUGGAGGUCAAGGAGCUGCAAGAGCGACGGAGACGGACCGAAAAGACGUCCCAUAUCUUUGGUGUUGCAGUUGAGCACAAUCAACCUAGGGGGAGUCCACUGCGGCCUGCUCGUCCCUCCCACCAGGCCGAGUCAGAGUCGACGGCGGUGGAUGUUCAAGAGAAGGCCUCGAAUCCCACAUUUGCCCAUCACCAAGACCGAGAAAUGUAUAACCCAGAUGCCUUCCCGGUCAUCGCCGACUUUUUCGGGCCGACAGGCGACGUGUCGACCGGUUCCGUCCUGGGAGAUGACGAUCUAUUCGACGACAUGUCUAUUUUUCCCGCCUUGGGGGCAGGGGAAUCUCUCUUCUUCCAACGUGAUUUAUUUUGA
Molecule: messenger RNA, 2115 nt
Organism: Capronia epimyces CBS 606.96
Lineage: Eukaryota; Fungi; Ascomycota; Eurotiomycetes; Chaetothyriales; Herpotrichiellaceae
Exons: 6
Coding region: 1-2115 (704 amino acids)
Biological process (GO): positive regulation of transcription from RNA polymerase II promoter by galactose; DNA-templated transcription
Cellular component (GO): nucleus
Molecular function (GO): RNA polymerase II cis-regulatory region sequence-specific DNA binding; DNA-binding transcription factor activity, RNA polymerase II-specific; zinc ion binding
Source: RefSeq, a predicted model, not a curated record